AUUUGGGGUGGAUUUAGUGUAAGCAAUGCCACUCUUAAUAGAUUCUUUUCAUUACACUAUUUAUUACCUUUCUUAUUAGCUGCUUUAGUUAUAGCUCACUUAUUAGCACUACAUACACAUGGGUCAAACAAUCCUAAUGGUGUAGGAUCAAAUUCAGAUAGAUAUGCAAUGCAUCCUUAUUUCACAUUUAAAGAUCUUGUAACAAUAUUCUUCUUUUUCUUAGUAUUAUCUAUAAUAGUAUUCUAUUACCCUAAUUUAUUAGGUCAUAGUGAUAAUUAUAUUCCAGCUAAUCCUAUGCAAACACCAGCAUCAAUAGUACCAGAAUGGUAUGUUAAAAGAUGCCAUGCAUAA
This is a messenger RNA of Postia placenta MAD-698-R-SB12, 351 nucleotides long. RefSeq lists its product as hypothetical. The record is from RefSeq and is a predicted model, not a curated record. Gene Ontology annotation, cellular component: membrane. NCBI's taxonomy places the organism in Eukaryota, Fungi, Basidiomycota, Agaricomycetes, Polyporales, Adustoporiaceae. Gene Ontology annotation, molecular function: electron transfer activity. Gene Ontology annotation, biological process: mitochondrial electron transport, ubiquinol to cytochrome c. The transcript has a single exon. The annotation marks the transcript as partial.